CCAGCCAGGGCUUGUCUGCUUUUUCCUGCACCUAUGAGAACGUCUCUCCGUCUGGCUCCUGCGCACCCUUCAAGCGCCUGACAAAUCCUACCCACAGAUUGUCUUUUUAAAAAAAGAAAAAAAAUCAAAAAGAAGCUUCCCUGCGCGCUCAAAACGGCAAAGCAACCCCAGAGGCGUUGGAACGAUGACAAAUCAGGUACUGCUUCACUUCCUGGUGCCUUUGUUCUGUGGCGCCAUCUCCCAGCCGAUCCGCUACUCCAUUCCGGAGGAGCUGGCCAAGGGCUCUCUGGUGGGUAACCUAGCCCAGGAUCUGGGGCUCGGUGUCCAGGAAUUGCCAGCUCGAAACCUGAGAGUUAGUGCAGAGGAUUAUUUCAGCAUUAGUGCGGAGACUGGGGAUUUGCUAGUGAGUGGCAGGAUAGACAGAGAGAAGAUUUGCGGGAAGAAAUCUGAGUGUGUACUAGAAUUUGAAUCGGUUACUGAAAACCCAAUGAAUAUUUUCCAUGUAAUUGUUGCCAUCCAAGAUAUUAAUGAUAAUGCACCACAUUUCUUUGGGAAAAACAUUGAAUUGGAGAUCUGUGAGUCAGCCUUACCGGGGGUAAAAUUCCCUCUGGACUCCGCACGAGAUGCAGAUGUGGGAAGCAACUCACUGAAGAUGUACACGCUCAGCCCCAACUCACACUUCUCCUUAUCAACGAAGGAAAGUCCCGAUGGAGAUAAAUACCCAGAAUUACUGCUGGAAAAACUUCUAGACAGGGAACAUCAGAGCUCCCACCACUUAAUCCUGACCGCCAUCGACGGGGGAGACCCACCCCUAAGCAGUACCACCCAGAUUUGGAUCAAAGUCACCGAUGCCAAUGAUAAUGCUCCAGUGUUCAGUCAGGACGUUUACAAAGCUAGCCUCCGUGAAAACAUGCCCCAGGGAACCUUCGUCCUGCAAGUGACAGCCACAGAUCAGGAUGAGAAUGUUAACGGAGAGAUCACCUACGCCUUCCUAAAUGGCCCAGCAAGUACUAACCUCGUCUUCAGUCUCAAUCCAACUACUGGAGCUAUCACAACUAAUGGUACAUUGGAUUUUGAAGAAAAGAGCAGAUACAUGUUGGGUGUAGAAGCCAGGGACGGAGGAGUGCACACCGCUCACUGUAAUGUUCAGAUUGAAAUUCUUGAUGAGAAUGACAACGUCCCAGAGGUGACGUUCAUGUCCUUUUCUAACCAGGUUCCAGAGGACUCGGUCCUUGGAACAGUAAUAGCCCUCAUUAAAGUUCGAGAUAAAGAUUCUGGACAAAAUGGUCUGGUGACAUGCCAUAUUCAGGAAGAACUUCCAUUCAAAUUACAACCCACCUCCAAGAAUUAUUACAAGCUAGUGAUAGACAGGGCCCUGAACCGGGAGCAGACCUCAGAGUACAACGUCACUAUUACAGCUACUGAUGGGGGCAAGCCAUCCCUUUCAUCCAAGACACGUGUUACUGUGCACAUCACAGAUGUCAACGACAAUGCACCGGUUUUCCACCAGGCCUCCUACGUGGUUCACGUGGCUGAGAACAAUCCACCUGGAGCCUCCAUAGCUCAAGUCAGCGCCUCUGAUCCGGAUUUGGGAUCCAAUGGUCAGGUCUCCUACUCCAUCAUAGCCAGCGACCUAGAGCCAAGGGCACUGUUGUCAUUCGUAUCCGUGAACCAGGACAGCGGAGUGGUGUUCGCACAGCGCGCCUUCGACCAUGAGCAGCUGCGCUCCUUCCAGUUGACACUGCAGGCACGCGACCAGGGCUCGCCCGCACUCAGCGCCAACGUGAGCAUGCGCGUGCUAGUAGGCGACCUCAACGACAAUGCACCACGUGUGCUGUACCCCACGCUCGAGCCUGACGGCUCUGCGCUCUUUGAUAUGGUGCCACGUGCUGCGGAAUUUGAGGUCUGCUUCCUCCUAGAUCCCUAG
Molecule: messenger RNA, 1927 nt
Organism: Myodes glareolus (Bank vole)
Lineage: Eukaryota; Metazoa; Chordata; Mammalia; Rodentia; Cricetidae
Source: RefSeq, a predicted model, not a curated record